Castor canadensis (American beaver) is the source of this 2545-nucleotide messenger RNA. RefSeq names its product caveolin 2 (gene Cav2). Gene Ontology annotation, biological process: insulin receptor signaling pathway; negative regulation of endothelial cell proliferation; regulation of cytosolic calcium ion concentration. Gene Ontology annotation, molecular function: protein kinase binding; molecular adaptor activity. The record is from RefSeq and is a predicted model, not a curated record. Gene Ontology annotation, cellular component: caveola; Golgi apparatus; perinuclear region of cytoplasm. NCBI's taxonomy places the organism in Eukaryota, Metazoa, Chordata, Mammalia, Rodentia, Castoridae.
UCACUGGGUCAGGGGUGCCCUGCCAGUCCCCGGGCCGCGCGGCGUGGCGGGGCGGGGCUCGGGUGGCCGGGGCCGCGCGCGGGAAGCGGCCGCCGCCCGGGCUGCGCGGGGCGGGGCGGUGCCCGGCGCACUGGAAGGAGAGGCUGCGCUCGCCGGGAGCCGCGCCGCCUGCUCCGCGCACCGACGCCGCCAUGGGGCUCGAGACCGAGAAGGCCGACGUGCAGCUCUUCAUGGACGAGGAAGCCUACAGCCACCAUGGCGGCGUAGACUACGCCGAUCCGGAGAAGUUCGUGGACUCCGGCCACGAUCGGGAUCCCCACCGCAUCAACUCGCAUCUCCAGCUGGGCUUCGAGGAUGUGAUCGCAGAGCCUGUGACUACACACUCCUUUGACAAAGUGUGGAUCUGCAGCCAUGCCCUCUUUGAAAUCAGCAAAUACGUGAUCUACAAGUUCCUGACCGUGUUCCUGGCCAUCCCCUUGGCCUUCGCUGCGGGAAUUCUCUUUGCCACUCUCAGCUGUCUGCACAUCUGGAUUUUAAUGCCUUUUGUAAAGACCUGUCUGAUGGUCCUGCCUUCAGUGCAGACAAUAUGGAAGAGUGUGACAGAUGUUGUCAUUGCCCCAUUGUGUACAAGCAUGGGGCGAAGCUUCUCUUCUGUCAGCUUCCAACUGAGCCACGACUGAACACUUAAACCCUGGAUCUGGAGACUUUGGAAACUGUAAUACUUCCUUGUUGUUGUGACAUAAAAGCACUACUGUUCUGUUCAUUUCUCAACUGUUCUAAUUAAGAAAACUAUUAAGAUGGGCAUUCACAUUUAGAAAUGUAUAUUGGCAGAUCUUUUCAAAUAAUACUUUUCCAAUAAUAGCCAAGGAUUUGAUAUUUUAUUUUAUAACCAAAAUUGUACAGCAGGUUGUCAACACUUAAUAUUAAAGGCAGACAGUUUUGACUUCAGUACAAAGGUAUAUAUUUUAAACUGAUGAAUUAAUAAUGAUCAAAGGACAGGUCCUUCAAAAUACUACAAUAGUUUUGUGCACUACUGCUCAUAACAGUAUAGAAUUUCUUGUUUUCUUUUACUCUGGGAGUAAUACUUUCAAAAUUACUUGUAAAGGUAUGAUCAUAAGGAUACCUAAAUAUAGAACUACAAAGAUCCUAGAAAUUGCAUAACAAAAGUACACAGUGAUGAAAUAAAUGUGAAAAUAGAUCGUCAAAAUGUGUUUCUUUAAGAUAUUGUUAACCCACAGGUCUAUUUAACAAGAUGUUUCAUUUUACUGUAUAUUUUGCACUUAAUAUAAAUGUUGCCCUAAUCAGAUUGCUUUAAAGGAUUUUAUUAUAUUUGUUAUCUUGUUGAACUAAUGUAUAGAAUAACUAAAUGUAUUGCCCACAAGGUAACUUCAUUGGUAAGAUUGCAUUUAUAUAGCUUCUUUGGGCACAGAAUGUAGAAGAGUGGUAUAUGAGGCUUUCAUUUCUAAGUUUUUCAACCAAAAUCCUGAAAUGUUUUAUGGCUGAUAUUUAUUUAGCUAUGUUACCAAGAUAAUUAAUAUCUAGUUGCAAUUUUGUCUAGAAGAUUCUUUCUCUUUUGCAGUUAGAAAUUGAAUCUGUAUUUUACAUUCCUAUGAAUGUUUCACUUUACUUUUAGGUAAUAUUGGUGCUAUUUAAUAACAUUUUUGAUAAAGGCUAUUUCUGACACUUAAGGACAAUUUUUACUACAAUGAUUAAUGUAGUAAUAUUUAAAGGAGAGCUUUCAAUUUUGAGGGUCCAUGAUACUGGGCUACAUGCAUACAUUAACAACUAAUGGCUACAAACUUAAAUGUUCUCUAAUAUGUAUUUUAUAAGAAAAUAUAAAGCUAACUAUCUUUUUUGAGGUAUAAAGUCCUAUUUUAGUUUUACAGGUUACCAUUGCUUUAAAAAUCUCAUUAUUGCAACAUGAUAGGCACAUAAAAAAAAGUCUAUAGUGUGAGUAGUUACUACAAUUUAUAAACCUUAGUGUUCAAAUUUCAGAAAUAAUAUCAGAACCUGAAUUAACAUUUCUUUGAAUAUCCUUCUAACAAAAAUCUUAAUUCAAUGCAGAUUAAUACAGUUUUUCAAAAUUGCCAGUUUUUGUGGAUAUAAAAUAAAACAUGAUUGAACUAGAAUACCAUUGGGAACAAAGUCAAGAGAAUAAUUAAAUUAUGAAACUAAUAUCCUUCGGAAGGUAGUUGUAAAAGGGAUAUUCCAAGACUGCCUUAGGACUUUGUAGCAUCCUUUAAAAGACAUGAUCAUUACCUUAAAACAUUGCCACCAUUUGGCUAUAUAGAUUUUAUUGUAUUUGUUUAAAAGGCCAAUCAGUCUCAUGAGUUUAUAGUUAUUCUUUGUGUUUAAAAUGUCUUUAAAGGGCUGGCAGAGUAGCUCAAGUGGUAGAGCACCUACCUAGCAAACACAAAACUCUGAAUUCAAACCCCAGUAUUGCCAAAAAUAUAGUUUUAAACAUUUAGAUAUGAUUAGCCAAAAAUAUUUGAUUAAUAAAAUAUCUAUUUUAAUAAAUGAUAUGCUUUGAUCUUUUCAAAUAGUU